UGUUCCCUUCCUUUCCCCUGUUUCUUCAUCUUCUUGCUAAAAGUUUUCAAAUGGGUUGUUUCCCUUGUGGUGGAAAAUCAAACCAAAAUGGAAAGAAGCAGCUUCCCAUCAAUAAUAACACCUUUGAUCAUCAGAUCCCUUCUACUUCAGGAGAGAAGCUGAAGGUGAAUUCUGCACCAAAUGCAAAGAAGGAUGGUGAGUCCGAUCACAUUGCAGCACGUACUUUUACUUUCCGUGAAUUGGCUGCUGCAACUAAGAAUUUCAGAGCAGAUUGCCAUGUUGGUGAAGGAGGUUUCGGCCGAGUUUAUAAAGGGCAAUUGGAGAGCACUAAUCAAGUUGUGGCGAUCAAGCAGCUUGAUCGUAACGGACUGCAAGGGAACAGGGAAUUCCUGGUUGAAGUGUUGAUGUUGAGCAUGCUUCACCACCCGAAUCUCGUCAACUUGAUCGGAUAUUGCGCUGAUGGAGAUCAGAGACUUUUGGUUUACGAAUACAUGCCAUUAGGAUCUUUAGAAGAUCAUCUACAUGAUUUGCCUCUCGACAGAAGGCAGCUCGAUUGGAAUACAAGGAUGAAAAUAGCUGCCGGUGCUGCAAAAGGUUUGGAGUAUCUGCACGACAAAGCUAACCCGCCGGUCAUAUAUCGAGAUUUAAAAUGCUCAAACAUUUUGCUCGGGGAAGGCUAUCGUCCGAAGCUAUCUGAUUUUGGGUUGGCCAAAUUGGGUCCUGUUGGAGAUAAUACUCAUGUAUCCACUAGAGUGAUGGGGACCUAUGGAUAUUGUGCUCCGGAAUAUGCAAUGACCGGUCAGCUUACGUUGAAAUCAGAUGUUUAUAGUUUCGGGGUUGUUCUGCUCGAAAUCAUUACCGGAAGGAAAGCUAUUGACAACUCGAGAACUGGCGGUGAGCAAAAUCUGGUUGCCUGGGCUCGUCCCUUGUUUAAUGAUAGAAGAAAUUUUGCACAAAUGGCUGACCCUUUACUUCAAGGCCAAUAUCCAGUGAGGGGCUUGUACCAAGCUCUAGCUGUGGCUGCAAUGUGUGUUCAGGAACAGCCGAAUAUGCGGCCGCUUAUAGCGGAUCUAGUGACUGCACUCACUUAUCUUGCUUCUCAAAAGUAUGAUCCCGAAACUCAGUCGGUUCAAGGUCCCCGCGCCGGCUCUUCCCCUCCAAGAAUGAGAAGGGAAUAAUACCAGCAAAAGGGAACUAAGCACUGUCAUACGGUAGAAUCUAAUCCAUUGCCAGCUGAUGAUGACAUCAAGAAACAAGAAGUUCAUAUGUUUGAGAUAUUACGGCCAAGCCACCGUCGAUAGCGGAAUUUAGCAAGUCGAGAUGGCAAUCACGACGUUCAUCCUCACUGUGUCUGAUGCACCCGGUAUUUUGCCCCGACACCCUUUUGUCAUGUCCCCUUCUCUUUAUUUUUGUUGAAAUUCUUUUAAUGUAAAUGCAUCUACUUGUCAAUAUGUGACAUUGCUAGCAAUGCUAGAUUAUAUAGUAUGAUUCAUCUACCAGCUAGCUUAUGCUUACAGAGAACUACAAUGAGGUAUUUACAAGUUUUUU
This is a messenger RNA of Hibiscus syriacus, 1548 nucleotides long. Its product is annotated as probable serine/threonine-protein kinase PBL7. The record is from RefSeq and is a predicted model, not a curated record. The transcript is spliced from 5 exons. Gene Ontology annotation, molecular function: ATP binding; protein kinase activity. Gene Ontology annotation, biological process: protein phosphorylation. Bases 51 to 1178 code for a protein of 375 amino acids. Lineage: Eukaryota; Viridiplantae; Streptophyta; Magnoliopsida; Malvales; Malvaceae.